AUGGCGCAGCCUUACCCCAGGCGCAAUGGCAACAGCAGCCAAAACAACAACCUAAUCGCCACGCUGAGUGAAAUGCAAAUUGACUUGGAUUACAUUCAGCAGCUCAGGUGGAACAUAAAGACCAAGGUGGAUAUGUUAAUGAGCAAAUUAUUCCCCAUAACGAGAAAAAAAGAGGAAAAGAGAUUUAUAGUAAUAAUCGAAAAAAAUAAAAAUUAUGAUAAUUUUCGAUGCCCGAUAUGCAUGCUGAUAUUAUACAAACCAGUGAAGACAAAAUGUGGCCACAUGUUUUGCAAGGAAUGCAUAGAGUUCGUUUUAAAAAAGUUCGACUAUUGUCCUAUGUGCAGGGAAAAUAUAAAGGAGUUCAAAUUGGAACAUGUGCAAAAUAGCUUCUUGGGCAAGGAGUACACAGAUAUAAAAAUCAGAUGCUGGAGAUGCAGGGAAAUUACUGAUAUAGAGAAUUAUGAAGCCCAUCUGGAAAGUCACUUGGAUGACGACACGUACAGGGGAAAUGGCUGCUGGAAAGGGAGCGUUGUCCCUACAUGCUUCGUCACCGACAUGAUCCCAACAGGCGUCUCAUGUAUAGGGACAACCCUACAAGCUAAUCCGACAGACCCGCUCAUUCGAGCUCUAAGCCCAUUCUUCAAUAAAAGAAUUAACGUAGCAAAUAGAGACGAAUUUGUUAAAACAGUUAGGGAAAACCAACUAAAUACAGAUAUACACAGUGUGCAUCUGUUGUUUGGCAAAAGGAUCGAAAAGGAAACCCCAAAUGGGAGGGAAGCCAAGGUGGAAAAUCCACAUGGAAAUCAAAGUGGGAACCCUAACUUAUGUGCAAAUACGAACCCAUGUGAACAACAUUGCGAAAUGAUCAACAUGGACGACAUCACAUGGGAUGCCUUCAUCCUUGUGCAAAUAAAAUGGGAGAAAAAAAAACAAAUGUAUAAAUCUAACGCUAUGGGGGAUGAUAAAGUAUACAGCUCUAUGUUACCCUCUCCAACGAGUGACAUAAAACGAGAGGACAACAUGAAUGACUCCCCCUCGGAAAAGAAGGAUCGACGUGCGCAACGUAGCAGGAGGGAUGUUCUAUACACAUUAGACAAUUUUGAAGCUUACCAAAAGAGGAAAUUGAAAAAAAAUAAAACGAACAAGUAUUUUUAUGUUCUCCUUGAGUACAACGCAAGAGGGUUGUUUUUCACCCCUAUGAAAAAUAUUCCAGUGUUUAAAGACAUGAGCAUGGAGAAGAGUAUCAUUUAUAGAGGUGGAGACAAUCGUUGGGAUAGGCAUGAUGUGAAAGAGGGUAAAAGGGACGACCCCCCCGAAGAGCAGUUAAUUGACAUCCUAGUCAAGCUGAAUGAAAGAAUAGAAUCCAAAGUCUACCACAAGCACUUGCACAAUGCCGUUCAUUUAUUUCAUGAAUUUUUAAAUUGGUACUUGAGGAUAGAACAUAGUGACACGAAAAUUACUGUAAAAAGAACCCAUUUUAAGAAGAACCAACUGGAAGAUCCCGAACUUAUGCUUUUGCUCUUUUAUUUGAAAUACGAAUGUACAGUACCAGAAGAGGUCGACUACGGUUUUAUGUAUUCACUUGUACCCUUUUUAAACAGAGUGCUGAACUCCGCAAAGGAAACUCACCAAACUCUGUUCGUUACGGAUGUGUACAUAUAUAUAGCGGGUACAACACAACGGGGGAAACACCGCCAGGGUGACGGAUACGCAAAUAAGUCGAAUUCGCUUGCUAGACUUUCGAGCGUCUCUUUAAGAAAGGCAGAUAUGAAUAUUCACUUUGUACUCAGGCUGAGGCGGGGGAAGCCAAUUCCAUGUGAAAAGGAACAGGCAGGUGUAAGGGUGGGUGUAGACCUCCAUACAAGUGCAGAAGUAGAUCAAUAUCAAGUAAAGGAAGAAACCAGUGGACAUUUGCAGAAUUAUGAUGAUGCCUCAGAUUUAUGUUACCUCCUGCUCUGCUUCUCUGACAUGGGGUUCCAGUGGGACGUAAAUGAAUCCCUAGACUUUUCAAAAACGAAAAAGAAUAUGCCUUACAAAGAGAUGAAGGUGUUUUUUAGUAUCGACAAGUUGAUACUUUGCCUUUUCAACGUGCGAAGAAAGAAAUACAGCCCCUUAUUUUGGAACUCCGCCCACCUCCUCCAGUACCUUUUGCACUUUUGCGUUGACUGA
Messenger RNA from Plasmodium knowlesi strain H, 2169 nucleotides. RefSeq names its product RING zinc finger protein, putative. Bases 1 to 2169 code for a protein of 722 amino acids. The transcript has a single exon. The record is from RefSeq and is a predicted model, not a curated record. NCBI's taxonomy places the organism in Eukaryota, Apicomplexa, Aconoidasida, Haemosporida, Plasmodiidae.